AUGGAGCCCGCUCGCCAAGGGCGGGAGAAGUGCAGGUACGACGGUGACACCAGGCUCGUGGCCGGCUGCCUGCCGGUCACCCCGGACGGCAGGCUCGUGCUCAUCGGGAGCGUCAAGCACACGGACUGGAUACUGCCCAAGGGCGGGUGGGACACGGACGAGACCGCCGCGGAGGCCGCCGUCAGGGAGGCCUACGAGGAGGCCGGGGUGAAAGGGUUGGUGACCGCCGACUUGGGCCCACACGAGAUCGUCAGCAGCCGAGGCAACAAGAGCCGGGCUGCGAUGUUCGCUCUGCUGGUGUCGGACGUCUUGGACGAGUGGCCGGAGAAGCACAGGAGACGGAAAGUGGAUAGGGAGAGGCGGGUUUUGGCGGGACCGGAGAGAUGCAGGUGUAACACCUCGCUGAGCGUAUCGCAACCCCCGGAAGAACGUGGUGACGAGUCUGAUCUAACAAGAGAGUGGUGA
This is a messenger RNA of Ectocarpus siliculosus, 465 nucleotides long. Lineage: Eukaryota; Phaeophyceae; Ectocarpales; Ectocarpaceae. The record is from the annotation of a GenBank genome assembly.